Molecule: messenger RNA, 782 nt
Organism: Thalassophryne amazonica
Lineage: Eukaryota; Metazoa; Chordata; Actinopteri; Batrachoidiformes; Batrachoididae
Gene: lsm2
Product: smx5
Exons: 5
Coding region: 80-367 (95 amino acids)
Biological process (GO): mRNA splicing, via spliceosome
Cellular component (GO): precatalytic spliceosome; U6 snRNP; Lsm1-7-Pat1 complex
Molecular function (GO): RNA binding
Source: RefSeq, a predicted model, not a curated record
CGCGACUGGGUGCGUCGCAGAAAUGUGACGCAGGAAAACGACAUCAAGAUUCGACAAAUUAACGGACCAAACGCGAACCAUGCUUUUCUACUCGUUUUUUAAGUCUCUGGUGGGGAAGGACGUGGUGGUGGAACUCAAAAACGACCUGAGCAUCUGUGGAACACUUCAUUCUGUGGAUCAGUAUCUGAACAUCAAGCUCACAGACAUCAGUGUGACUGAUCCAGAGAAAUAUCCACACAUGCUGUCUGUGAAGAACUGUUUCAUCCGCGGCUCCGUGGUGCGCUACGUUCAGCUGCCUGCAGAUGAAGUGGACACUCAGUUACUACAGGAUGCUGCACGGAAAGAAGCCAUGCAGCAGAAACAGUAAUUAACUCUGAGUGACGUGAUGGGCUUGGGUUUGGCUACAGGUGUCUGAGAAGGCCGCGAGUGAUUUCUUUUACGUUUUGAAUUAGCCUCAUUAAUGGCAUCUGGUAUUGAUGUUUUGGGCAGCUCCCCUCAAUAAGCAGCACUGCUGAUUGUCCUCAACUCUUCACAACUGAUUUAACUGCAGAUGUCACAUCAGUGGCCUUCAAUUUCGAAAAUGGGAAAUACCACAAAUGUUCAUCUUACAGGCCAGUCCUGAGUUGGUUUGUUUUAUGUUGGGGGAGUUUUUUCCCCAAAAAAGUUAGUGUGGAGUGAAUUGAAUCUGUUGGAGGUAAAGAUGUAGUAUGUUUAUGUUGCUUACAAUAUGUACUACUGCAUGUACUGUAAAAAUUUUAGUUUUCAUUUUGAAAUAAAAAAAA